GCGACCGUAUCUGAGGCGAAGCGCGAAGAGAGACGAGGCGCGACAGCGACACGAACGGAGCGGCGGAGAGAAAGCGAACAGCAGCAGACAGAAAAACCCUCCAUACUCCUGCUGACAUUUUAUAUCCAGACACAGCGGCCUGAAAAACGGUAUAUUUGAGCGGCGAGAUGCCGGGGAUGAUGGAUAAAGGCUCGGAGUACUUGGGGAAAGGUCGAUCAAACGGCACCAAGAGUCCGUCCAACGCUUCUAACGGACAUUUCUCAGACGAAAGCGGCAGCGACGACGAACACGAUGUGGGGAUGCGGGUUGGAGCCGAUUACCAGGCCAACAUACCCGAGUUUGAACCAGGCUCCACUAAGUACACAGAUAAAGACAGCGGAGGGAUGCUGGUCUGGUCUCCGUAUCACACCAUCAUCGACUCCAAAUUGGAUGAAUACAUCGCUUUAGCUAAAGAGAAACACGGAUACAACGUGGAGCAGGCACUCGGCAUGCUCUUCUGGCACAAACACAACAUCGAGAAGUCUCUGGCUGACCUGCCGAACUUCACCCCGUUCCCCGACGAGUGGACGGUGGAGGACAAGGUGCUGUUUGAACAGGCCUUCAGCUUCCACGGCAAGAGCUUCCAUCGCAUCCAGCAGAUGUUACCGGACAAAUCCAUCUCCAGUCUGGUGAAGUACUACUACUCCUGGAAGAAGACCCGCUCCAGAACCAGUCUGAUGGACCGGCAGGCUCGUAAACUGGCCAACAGGAACAACCAGGACGACAGUGAUGAGGAGAUGGAGGAGGCCGCUCCCAUAGAAGCCAACGACAGCGACUACGACCCCAACAAGGAAACCAAGAAAGAGCUCCAUGUUUCCUCCCUGCAGAACCAAGUGGAGCCGGUGAUGCCGGGCUCGAAGGUGGCUUUGGGUCGGCGGGAGCACCAGACCCUGCAGCACCGACACCACCAGCGCUCUCGCUGCCGCCCCCCCAAAGGCAUGUACCUGACCCAGGAGGACGUGGUGGCCGUGUCCUGCAGCUCCUCCGCCGCCAACACCCUCCUCCGUCAGCUGGACAUGGAGCUGGUGUCCCUCAAGAGACAGGUGCAGAACGCCAAACAGAUGAACAGCGGCCUGAAACACAUGUUGGAUUCUGGGAUUGAAGAGUUCAAACUGGCUGAGUGUAACCAGAAGGUGAACGCCCGCUGGACCACAGACGAGCAGCUCCUGGCCGUUCAAGGUGUGAGGAAAUACGGGAAAGACUUCCAGGCCAUCGCUGACGUCAUCGGUAACAAGACGGUGGGCCAGGUGAAGAACUUCUUUGUGAACUACCGGCGGCGGUUCAACCUGGACGAGGUGCUGCAGGAGUGGGAGGCCGAGCAGGGAACGCGAGCUCCCAACGGAGACAGCGUCACCUCUGGAGAGGAGGGGAAGACCAGCUCCGCCACUCCGUCAGGGAAGAGCACCGAUGAAGAGGACGAAGAGGGUCAGGUGACCUCCUCAGGUGCGUCUCCUGCUGCCUCCUCUUCCUCUUCGGCUCAGAUUCCGGUGACGUCAAGCGCCUCCUCCUCCUCCCUCCACCAGCCGCCUCCCCUCCUGCGGCCCUCCCUCCCGGCCACGCCCUCCCUGCACCGCCAGCCCCCGCCCCUCCAACAACAGGCCCGCUUCCUGCAGCCCCGCCCCACGCUGCAGCAGCCCCCGCCUCUCAUCCGCCCCUCUAACCCCCUGCCCCCCCGCCUCAACCCACGCCCUCCCGCUCCCAUGACCCUCGGCGGCAACCCCGGGGGGUCGGGUCCAAGCUCCACCCAGCAGCCCCCUGGCCUGGCCGUCCACCAAUCAGAGGCCUCGUCUUCCUCCCUCCACUGACGAACGUCAGACUUUCUGUUGAAGAGACAGAAGAAAGAAAAUGUUCAAUCUGAAGCUGGUGCGUUCAGGUCCUGUGGGAAAAUCUGAGUGACUUUAUUCUUCAAAACAAUGGCAGCGAUUUUCACGGCUUCUGAUCAGCUUUUCUACUCUCACCACACGAGAACAUAAAGGUGACACAUUUACACAAAACACAAUCCAAAUCUGUGUUUAUUAUUUGGUGAACAGUAUUUUAGGGGUUGAAGUUUGUCUUUCCCACAGGACUUACAUGCAGCAUACCUGCUGGUUGAUGGACACCUGGUUUUAAAAUCUUUGUUUUGUAAAAGAGCUUUGACUACAGGUCUUUCAGCCUUUAAAAAUCUGUCACAGAAAGUGUGCAGAUUAUCGAAGCAGAGCCUUUUUAGUCACCAGACAUGUGGCGUCCCACAGGGUUCCAUCCUGGUUCCUUGUUUUUUCUCCGUCAUUAUGCCUCCACUAGGACACUACUGCAUUGACCACAGACAAAAAUGGCCCACAGCAGUACCUAAAACAUUUCAAAGUGAGAAAAUUAUUUAUCAGCUCUCAUCAGCAGCCUAGUAGAUACUAAAAGCUGGAUGUUGCAGUAUUUUCUACAGCUAAAUUAUGAACUUGAAUCGGUGUCAUUUCUUACAUUAAGAAACUCAACAUUGUUAUUGAUAUCAUUAAGCUCAUCAUCUUUUAUGAGUUGUCUUCAUCUUCCACCUCCCAGAGUUCUCUACAUGUACACUGCACUGAGCCUCUGCUGACUUUUGUGUUUCUCAGCCCGCUCUAGUUGAUGGUCGGUCCAACACACCGAUUUAUUAUUACAGUGAAAACCGCUUAUAGUGAUCACGUCUGUCCGGGUCAAAUUGAUCACUAUAAGCGGAUGAUUAUUAUAACCAAAUCUUUGUUGUUGUGCAUCAUGUCUCAUGCAGAUUAUCAUCUAAUUGACAUUUAUAUAUUUAUUACAUGAAUACAAAGUAAUGAAACGGACCGCUUUGCUAUUUACUUUGCUAAUUCUUCUGCCUUUUCCCUCACCGAGGGUGAGGCAUUGCUGUUUUUGGCCGGCUCUGCAGCUCAAACUUGCAUGCAGAUGAACGGCGCCCCUUUGCCGGGGCUCCUCGCUGGCUCACCCGGUAGCGGCAAGGAGGGAAACGGGUGCCGGUCUGCAUGUGUGCCGCAGAGCCGGUUGAGGAUCAGAAAAAAAUUUCACUUUGGGGGCAUUACGUGACCAGGAAUUAUCAAUCCCCUUGACGAGGGCGCCUUCCCGUGCACAUUUUUUUUUUUUAUUCAGAGAAAAUUACUUUCUUCUUCCCGUCAUGAUAUCAAUGUGCACACAGCUUCAGCCUCAGGUAUCCAGCCGGAAAGCAGACGGUCCGCGAGGCAAAGUAUCAAGGGAGUAAAGUAAAAACAAAACAAAAAUUCAGUUAAUGUUAGUCUAACGUCGUUUUAAAAAUGUUUUCCCAUAUGCUGUCAUGUACGAAAAGACUCAAAAUGAACGGACUACUUGAUUACUAUAAGCAAAUUCUUUAAAUAGCAUUUGUAUAGGAAUGAUUCUGUUCCAAGCUUUUUGAUCCAUAUAUGCGUUUGAUCACCGUUACCAUGAUCACUAUAAGCGGUUGCCACUGUACUCCAACAACUACUGGCUCCACAGAGGAUGAACCCUUUAGAUUUGAAUGAACCCAUGAUCUUUCCUCUAGCGCCGCCCUCAGGAAAAACUACAUGUUUAGCUCCACUGAUGGAGUCGUGGCUGUAAUGAACACUGCAGCCUCUAGAUGGCACUAGCGGGACUUUAGUUAAGUCAGUUUUAUUUACACAACCCAAAAUUACACAUAUUCCAAAGGGCUUUGCGAUCUUUACUGCAUACGACCUAAAAGCCUUGAUUCAGAUAUGAGGCUGUUAAAACGAUCAGUCUGGUAUAUUUUUCUUAUUGUCAAGAAAUCUCAUGUUUAGACUCAAACCAACAAUGUAUUAGUCCGUCUCUCAAUACUGUCUGACUUCAUGUCUGUGGCUCUCGGCUCCAAGCUCAUUGGUUCCUACUUUAAAAACACAAAUAUAUAGUUCCAUUUUUU
This is a messenger RNA of Sebastes umbrosus (honeycomb rockfish), 3910 nucleotides long. RefSeq names its product REST corepressor 3 (gene rcor3). Gene Ontology annotation, biological process: negative regulation of DNA-templated transcription; regulation of transcription by RNA polymerase II. Bases 168 to 1844 code for a protein of 558 amino acids. Gene Ontology annotation, molecular function: transcription corepressor activity. Gene Ontology annotation, cellular component: histone deacetylase complex; transcription regulator complex. Lineage: Eukaryota; Metazoa; Chordata; Actinopteri; Perciformes; Sebastidae. The record is from RefSeq and is a predicted model, not a curated record. The transcript has 12 exons.